Messenger RNA from Aphanomyces invadans, 1998 nucleotides. RefSeq names its product TKL/LISK/LISK-DD1 protein kinase, variant 2. NCBI's taxonomy places the organism in Eukaryota, Oomycota, Saprolegniomycetes, Saprolegniales, Verrucalvaceae. The transcript is spliced from 5 exons. Gene Ontology annotation, biological process: protein phosphorylation. The record is from RefSeq and is a predicted model, not a curated record. Gene Ontology annotation, molecular function: protein binding; ATP binding; protein kinase activity. The coding region runs from base 51 to 1499 and encodes 482 amino acids.
GAUCAAUAGCACACCCAUAUCUGGCCCAAAUCUGGCUUGUGCUUGUCCCGAUGCCAGCGACGAAGUCCCGCAACGAUGUCGACGGAGACCCAUCACCUCCAUCAGCUCGGGAGGCAUGCAUAGCUGACAUGGACUCGGUCGACCCUCAAGAUAUUGAGCUUGGUCCUAUUAUCGGGAACGGAGCAUUCUCAACGGUCUUCUCGGCGACGUACAAAGGGGAGCGCGUGGCCCUCAAGCGCCAAGCGUAUGGUGAGCAUAUCUUGCGCGAACUCUCCGUCCUCAAGCAAAUCGAUCACCCGAGUUUGCUUCGGUACAUUGGUUCGUGUGAGUACAAUCAUCAGGACUCGAAGGAGGUGUGGAUUCUGUCCGAGUUUGUCGGCGGCGGCGACGUGAGCAAGUACUUGAAGGGCAAGAAGUCCCCUCGCUUGACGUGGAAGGAAACGGUGCAGAUUGCAUUGGAUGCCGCCGAGGGACUUCGAUAUAUGCAUGAAAGACACAUUAUCCAUCGCGACAUCAAAGCGGCCAACAUGCUGCUUGACGACAACUUACGAAUUCGUCUGUGCGACUUUGGGUUUGCACGCGAAGUGGCAUCCGACAACGAGAACAAUGCCAUACAGGACGACGGUCCGUCCCCGCAAUCGUUCCAGACGCACGGGCGACGCAUGUCGCUCUGCGGCACAGACACGUACAUGCCUCCGGAAAUGUUAUUUGAAGAAGACUACAACGAAAGCGCCGACAUUUUUAGCUACGGCGUUGUCCUCAUCGAGUUGCUCUGUCGUCGCCACAUCAACGAAGAUGGAUUUCUCAAGCGUCAACCGGCCAAAAACUUUGCCAUUGACUUGGACCAAUUUCGCUCGAGUGUUCGUCCAUCAUGUCCGCCGUCGUUGGUGCUGCUGGCGGAGAAUUGCACUGCCUUUGAGCCGUCCAAUAGACCCACUGCACGAGAAGUUUGUUCAAACAAAAACGCUGCGGAAAACAAAGCUAAUGCUGACGUGGUGCAGGUGGUCGAGUGGCUGGAAGAUCUCCAGAAAGACUUGAACGAAACGCGCAUCUAUCGCCGAUCGUCGUCGUCGUUUGGUGUCCCAGAGGGUGACGACGAAGCGUCGUUGAGCGACUCGUUCGCGUCGUCCGCGGGGCUGCAUCCUUACGACAUGGACAGUGGCGACGAUGAUUGCGAACCGUCGGCCCACCUCCAUGAAAAUGACGAAGCCCACUUUGACGAAACGUCUGCGCCAUCGUACGCCGGGCCACUGCUCAUGCCACAUGGUCACAUGCAUCGAUGGCGACAACGAUGGGUCGUGAUUCAAAACUCGAUCGUGUGGAUUUUCAAGAACCAGAAACAGUACCAGUUGCAUCGACAGCUCACGGACGAAGAGUCGUACAGCGACGGCAAACGCAGCGCCAAGCUCCCGAUCUCGACCCCGUUGGCUGGAUGUGUUCUCAAGCAGGUGUGUCUGGCCUCGUCGAAAUGCACUUGGGAUGGCAAGUGUCUGUCGUAGAAAAUGACGAAUCGUCGGUGGACACUGAGCCACCCCGCGCGAAACAUCAAGUGGAAGUUCCAGGCUUCGACUUCGCACGACAUGCAGCUGUGGGUCGCGAUCGUAUCUCGAGCCAUCACAGUGGCAGACUACCUCGCGGCGGGCGACGGGUCUUCCAUGCCGACUGACCCCGUCGACACUUCAGACGAAAUCUACUCAUGGCUCGACACCCUGGGGUUGGCGUGCUACUUUCACACGUUCAAGACAAAAGGGUUUGCAACGUUGGAUUUUAUUCGCGAGACGGGGCUUGGCGAAGACGAUUUCAACUUUUUGAACAUUCACAACGACGACCAUCGCCAGACACUCUCCCAUGCGGCACUGGUCUUGCGUGGCGAAUCCGUGUGAAUGCGCGCGCCAUGGAUUGUACAGAGAAAGCCAUCCCUCGUGGAAUCCCAUCCAUGAAGUCGUGUGCCGUGUUUUGAAAUCAACGUUUAAAUUGUUAACUCGUGCGAUGAACCCA